Choloepus didactylus (southern two-toed sloth) is the source of this 1487-nucleotide messenger RNA. RefSeq names its product zinc finger protein 197 (gene ZNF197). The record is from RefSeq and is a predicted model, not a curated record. Lineage: Eukaryota; Metazoa; Chordata; Mammalia; Pilosa; Megalonychidae. Gene Ontology annotation, biological process: regulation of DNA-templated transcription.
GCUGGGAAAAGAAAGGAACCAUAGAGAUGUGGUUACCUAGAGAGUCCGCGAGGAACGUGGGUGGGGGAAGGAGAGAAACCGGAAGUCGCGGUACCCGCGGUUCGGCCAUUCUUCUGGCCCUCAAUGGCCCGGACGUCUUAUUUCCGUCUCAUCUCCUGGCGUUGGGUCGCGGAGACCGUGGUACCCCAGGCUGGAGCCACAGCUGCAGCUCCGGAUGAUGUUCUCCAAGCUCUAAGGCAGAAGUGAAGCAAGGAUUGAGGGGACCUGGAGAGGAGCCUUUUCUUGAGUGAAGACAAUGAUGAGAGAAAAUUGGGCCCACAGUGCUCUGAGACAAGAGGGUCUUAUUAAAGGGAAGGGUGAUAUCUGGAAAUGGGGAACCACCUUCCAAUGGAGCAGCUCCUCUGUUUGGGAGACCUCCCACCUGCACUUUAGACAGUUACGUUACCAUGAGACAUCUGGGCCCCAGGAGGCUUUGACCCGGCUCCGAGAGCUCUGUCGUCGAUGGUUGAGGCCUGAAGCACGCACAAAGGCACAGAUCCUGGAUCUGCUGGUGUUGGAGCAGUUCUUGAGCAUCCUGCCUGGGGAGAUUCGGACCUGGGUGCAGCUCCAUCACCCCGGGAGUGGCGAGGAGGCUGUGGCCCUGGUAGAAGAGCUUCAGAAAGACCUCGAUGGACCAACGCUAAAAAUUCCAGUCCUUGCCAAGAACCAUGACACUCUCCAGGAGGGGUUAAGCUCUCCAGGAACAGCACACACUUCUGCAUCUGGUGUCAGCCACAUGUCCACUGAAACUCGCCCGAAUCCUCUUACUGAUCCAGUGGUGUUCAGUCUUCAGGAUCUUCAACAUGAUCCUCCUGCCCCUGAAGCUUCUGCUCUUUCCCAGGAAGAAAACCCAAGAAAUCAAUUAAUGGCACUCAUGCUCCUAACAGCCCAGCCCCAGGAGUUGGUGAUGUUUGAAGAGGUGUCAGUAUGCUUCACUUCAGAGGAGUGGGCAUGUCUAGGCCCAAUUCAGAGGGCCUUGUACUGGGAUGUGAUGCUGGAGAAUUAUGGAAAUGUGACCUCAUUAGAAUGGGAAACCAUGACUGAGAAUGAGGAGGUGACAUCAAAGCCAGGCAUUUCGCAAAGAGCCAGCUCCCAUAAAGGAACAUCCAAAAGGUUUCAAGGAGGUGUUCCCCAGGUUCUUGACUUUGAGGAAGAGUGUGAAUGGCAAGUAUUGACACGUCAGUGGGGAAAUGAAACAGGGGAGAUGGUAGAUACAGUGAAGAAAGGUUCCUUUCGUGAGCGAGACAAGAAGAAAGAACUGUACCAGAAAAACGAGGCCAGAAGUUCAAGGAACUUGGAGAAAGCUUAACUUUAGGUUCAGUUCUUUCUGAAAGUUUAAUAAGUACUGAAGGAAAGAAGUUGUAUAAAUGUGAUCUAUGUUGUAAACAUUUCAGUAAAAUCUCCCAUCUUAUAAACCAUCGGAGAAUCCACACUGGCGAGAAACCUCA